GAUCAAAUCAACUUACUCUACGCACAAGAUCCAGUCAUCUCAACUCUGCGCGCAAUGUCGCAAUCCGCUGUUGGUACAGCGGCGCCACAUGGCUUGCGCAUAGUCCAGAUAAUUGCAGGCAGAAGCCUGAUUGUCGCACUCCCACUACCGCCUGACAUGGGCGCGCUGCAACAAUCUUCGACGCCUUUCGCUGUCGCUGCUGCUAUGCCAACACGCGAUCGCGCCUUUUGGAGACGAUUCAGCUACACUCCAGUUCUCCUUAAGAUCAGCACAAUUCUCCGCGGUCUUGGACUCCGACAGAUCAACAACGGUCCCGGGAGAAUCUUGUUCCAAUACAACAACGUCUCUCAGCUUGCUGAUGCCGUUGCUGAGGUUGUAAAGAGACUGCCCACUACUCUGGAGGAGCUCUUAGAUGCCGCUACAGACUACGCAUAUGCACCACUUCAGGAGGAGAUAGCACAUCUUCUUGGUCGUUUCGGCGACGAAAUCUGGGGCGCAGGAAAGGAGAGGGCAUGGCUCCUUCAGGCUAGUGAGGGCAAGAUAGAGUAUCAGAAGGAUCUAGUGUUCGAGCAUGCUGCAGAUCAAGCUGUGUUGAUGUACUAUCUCCGCUUGUGGAUCCUUGUGAAGGCCUUCAACUCUUUGCGCAAUAAGGUUCAACCUCGUGCAAAGCUGCUUCCUCAAGCAAGCACAGGCGGCCAGAUGACUUGGAACUCUACCGGUCCCACCAGCAAGUCAUCAUUGCUGCAUCAGGACAUACAGACUGCCACGCGCGGUGACGCACUCGCAGCUGCCGCCGACCUCGCUCCGAUCUCGUCUGCACAUGAUACCUUGCCCGAUGCAUCAAAAGAGCAGACCGACCUCCCCAUCAGCAACAAUUUGCAUGUGCGCAGGACAGUACGAAUACCGAAGCCUCGGAAAGAUGUCGACAUCAACUAUACCUCAGACACGGCGCCGGAAGAAAGUUCACAGAUGAAUCCCGACUCAACUGACGAAACUACAAGACACUACAAAGGAAAGGGAAGGACAUGGAAGAAGACUGAAAUCUACAAAGAUUCAGCUUUUGAUGUCGGUAAAAGUACAAGCAAACUCCGUACCAAGGCCUCUCUAGACGAGCCAACCCCACGACCGAGAGGCAGGCCAAAGGGGAGCAAGGUUGUGUGGACCAAUAGAGGAGAAAGACAGUCGAGACGACUAGGGAAGAAGGCACUAUUGGUGCCUGCCCAAGCUGCCGUGCCAAUGCAAGAGAUGCCGAAGCCGAAAGCAAGUCGACGCCCAAGGAGGAAUUAUCUCUCCGAGGAAGUUGUUCGCAACAGCUCUGAUGAGUCCGAGGAAGACAAAAUUCUUACGCGCACCUCCACGUAUGAGGACGUUGAGUCGGUCAUUGGUACCAAGACGCGCCAUCUUGCUCGACAAUCUAGUGAACAGCGUCACGGCACCGAAAACAUUCCUUCUGUGACUGGCCUCGACCUCGACCCACGGCAUUCCCUGUCUGUGCGUGACCCACCUGUGAGGAGAACUUCAGUGCGACAGCCACCAGGAUCAUGCAAGUCGUGUAGUCGGCGGCAUCAGAAGUGCGAUCGGACGCACCCGACAUGUGGUCGCUGUGCGGAUCUCGGCUUCUCUUGCGAAUAUACUCAAGGCUCAGUCUCGGCUACGCCACCGAGUGUAGCUGCUACAACCAGCCCAUUGAGAAAGCAUGUCCCACUUCCUAUUCAACCUACUACGGAGCAUCUGAACGGCGAGUACGAUCUGCUAGUUGAAUCUGUGACUGACAGCACUAUGCCUCACGCUAAGAGGAACCUCCUUCUUGAUGAGUACUGGGACGAAAAGACCUGGCGCUGUUUCUACCUUACAUAUAACGAGCGCCGAAUCAUGCUGGCAACGAUGCGGUCUCUGGGACUGAAGGUGGUUCCACGACAUCGCUUCAAGUUCAGAUUCGACAUCGGGUACUUCGUGUCACUGGGCAAAGACAUCAACAAAAUCGCACGAAAGCUGUGCAACCAUUUCUCGGCCACGCAAUUGAUUCGAUACGCAGCAGAUCGAAACUACCUGGACGACCGAAUCGAUACCUUAUUCGAGACACACUCGGCAAUAUGGAGCAUCGAUGCAGAUCGUACGAAGCUUCUGGCCCCAGGCGCUGACGAGAACUACCCCAGGGACCUUUUCUAUGAGGAAAGCGAAGACCAGAAAUUGCUAUGGGUUCAUCUCCAUCGUUGGAUAUUCAUCAUUGCGCUCAAGAAUUGUAAACAGAUGCACGGAUCGGGAGCCAGCAAUAUGGACAAAGUGCUCCAGCUGGGAAUUGCGGAGGUCCCUGAAGAUAUGCUCAGCAUGUACCAGCUGGAGAACAGCUACACCCUCCAUGCACCAGAGGAAUCAUCCGGCUCAGUCUCUCCCACCGCAUUAGGCGGCUCUGCCUCAACCAUCAAGGACAAUACGAUCACUAGCCCGAUUCUCGCUGAUAGCAUGUUUGCUGGCCUGAUCCUCGAAGAAUGCGAGUUGAAUCUGUUCGAAGCUCUUGGCCAGUUCUUCGCCGAGGAAAGGGGACAACAGAACGAACAGGAUGACAGCGGUACGCUUCUCGCGGCCGAACCGGACCCAGCUACAGGAAAGCCCUCUAGGCGUCGACGGAAGCGCAAAGAUAGCGGCAUCACAGAGCCCGAAGACCAAAACGUUAUCCGUCCUCUAAAGCAACGUCGAACAGACCAACACCGCACAACAUCAACACGUCAUGACUUCAGCGCCCUGUUCAUGAGCUACCUCGAGAACUAUACCGAUCCAGAAUUCGACGAGCUCGCAGCGCUCAAGAAUCUCGCACACGAGCUGUCAGUCCUAGAAGACUACGCAUCCAACUUCCACACAGAAAAGGGCAUCGAAUUCGCCACCGCCUUCUUCGUAGCCUCCUUCCCUGCCUGGCUGUUGUACCGUCAGGACAUCGUCAACGUGAAACGCAAGUAUGCAUCCAUACAGUCCUCAGAGGAGGUAUCACAUCGCCAUCUCGCUGUGCUGGAGCGCUCGCGACUCGCGACCCAGCUUCGGCAAGCUCAUGAGAAGUUCAUGGACGCUGGACAUGCCGGGCUUAGACCGGAACAAGUCAUUUGUCGCGCGAUGACUACGCUGCAGAAUGAACAUGGACAUUCACAGACCGCGGAGGAUAUCCGCAUGGGGUUUCAGGGCAUGGAACAUGAGGUGAAGACGUUGGGGAACCAGCUAAUGAAGGACGGUGCGAAGUGGAUCCUGGGUGACUUUGUCUCGGUGGCCAGCUUGAACGGUCUGCAGCCGCACAAGUAGGUUGGUAAGGAUGCGAGGACCCUAGCUUUGGGGCUGGCUGGGUUGGGUGGGCUGUAUGCGUAGAGACGGGAGAGUGCCGUGUACGAUAGUGAGCUUAUGAGGAAUGAAGAUCG
Molecule: messenger RNA, 3401 nt
Organism: Macroventuria anomochaeta
Lineage: Eukaryota; Fungi; Ascomycota; Dothideomycetes; Pleosporales; Didymellaceae
Exons: 4
Coding region: 55-3288 (1077 amino acids)
Biological process (GO): regulation of DNA-templated transcription
Molecular function (GO): DNA-binding transcription factor activity, RNA polymerase II-specific; zinc ion binding
Source: RefSeq, a predicted model, not a curated record